AUGGAAACGGAGCAUGGAGAUAAACCUGUCCUCAAAGAGAAGCUAGGCUUUGUCACUGGUGACACAGUCAAGGAACUUCAAGAUGAGGUAAAAUCUGAACUUUGGGAAAUAUGCAACAAUAUGGUAGUAGCUUGGAUCCAUAAUAAUGUAUCGCCUGCUAUUAAGAAAUCUAUCCUUUAUGUCAACUCAGCUAAGGACAUAUGGAAACAACUAGAGACCAGAUUUGCCUUGACAAAUGGAUCUAGGAAAUACAAACUAAAUAAAGACCUGUAUGAAACCAAACAAAACAAUCUCACUGUGAAUGAGUAUUACACUGCUCUAUCUGUGAUAUGGGAAGAGUCUAUGAACCUGUUACCAACAGUCAAUAAUCCUACUGAAGAGAUGGGGAAAUUUAUUGAUAACAUAAACCUACAGAAGGAAGAAUCUAGGUUGUUUCAAUUCUUGAAUGGAUUGGACCCUAAAUAUGGAACUCAUAGAAGUCAACUGCUCAUGUUAAACCCACUCCCCACAGUUGAAACUGCAUGUUCUGUUUUACAGCAAGAGGAAUCACAAAGGGAGGUUCAGAGAACUCCAAAACUUGAGACUGAAAUUAAAAGAGGGCACAGUGCUGAGAAAUGUUGGUAUGCCACUGGAAAUUUUCCAAAAUGGCAUCCCAAGCAUGGAAAACAAGUGGCUGCUGGACCACAAAAGGAACAAGGUGGAGUUUCUGGGGUGAAAUGGAAUACAACCAGACAAAACGCUUCUAAAAUGGUGGCAAAUACAUGUCAGGGGGAGAAUGGACUGUUGUUUACACAACAGCAAAUAGAACAAUUGGCAAAACUGUUGCCAGUCAUGACUGCUCAGAUGAAUGCUAAGGGCACAGAAACUGAUGAUGAGAUUGACCAGCAUUUUUCAAGCAUGAUAUCAUGCUUCCAUGCUACUGAUACUGCAGAAGAGUGGAUUGUAGACUCUGGAGCAUCUGAUCACAUCACAUCAUCAAAAUUGGUUAGAGAUGAAAACUGUGAGGUUCAAUUCCUCCCUGAGAAAUGUGUUAUAAGAGAUAGAAGCUCACACCAAGUGAAAGGUGUGGGACAUGAGAGAAGUGGCCUAUAUUACUUGAACACAGCACCCAGUGCCUACCUUACAUCAAAAAAGAACCCUGAACUCCAAAACAAUCCUCUCAACCAACCUAAAAACAAACCAGACCAGUUUGCCCUGUGGCACCACAGGUCAACAUGGAUUUACUUGCUGGAGUAUAAAUCUCAGCCUUUGAGUACCUUGGAAGCCUUCAUGAGCUAUGCAAAGAAUCACUUCAAGAAGAGCAUAAAAUUCUUGAGAUCUGAUAAUGCUCUAGAAUUCAGUGAUGAACCUUGUCAAGAGUUCUUCACACAACAUGGAAUUGUCCAUCAAACAUCAUGUACUGCUGUUCAAGUCCUCAACAACAAAACCCCAUAUGAAGCCUUACACAAGAAAAAACCCACCUAUCACCAUCUCAAAGUGUUAGGAUGCCUAGCCUUUGCUUGUAAUCCAGAUCACCAUGGUGACAAGUUUCACCCUAGGGGUGUGCCAUGUGUGUUCAUGGGCUAUCCACCUACACAAAAAGGGUACAAGCUUCUAAACUUGGUUACCAAACUCAUGUUCAUCUCUAGAGAUGUCUUGUUUCAUGAAGAUAUCUUUCCCUUUCAAGAUGAUGCAUCACAAAGUUACAUGAACCCUAUUCCAAACCCCAAGCCUAACAAUUCUCAACCUGUUUUUGAUGACAAUUGGUUCAUGGAAGAUGAACUUGAUCAACCAUCUGACACCACUACUCUUACUUCACCUUCUCAUCAGCCACCUUUGACAACCACACCUAGCUACACCUCUCCUAAUUCAUCUUAA
This is a messenger RNA of Beta vulgaris subsp. vulgaris (sugar beet), 1857 nucleotides long. RefSeq lists its product as uncharacterized. Gene Ontology annotation, molecular function: nucleic acid binding. The record is from RefSeq and is a predicted model, not a curated record. The transcript is spliced from 5 exons. Lineage: Eukaryota; Viridiplantae; Streptophyta; Magnoliopsida; Caryophyllales; Amaranthaceae. The coding region runs from base 1 to 1857 and encodes 618 amino acids.